UAGCAAUGUGAUCCACAGAGAUAGCCAGCCACGUGUUCAGCACUAUACAUCCCUGGCCACGUCAGCCGUCUCCAUCGACGACCACGAGAGGAGGCGCCACCACAUAUCAUUGCUCGUACGCAGACGCAGUUCCACUAAUCCUAUCCCGGCGACUUCGCAACUGCACGCCGCUCCCUCCAAUUCCGUUCCCAAUCUCCACAGACCUGUUCAAUUCGACCUCACAAACGGACCGCAUUGCCGAUUUCAUCACUCUAACCUCAUUGUUUUUGCAGAAUUCCAAUCCGCAUAAUUUUCGAGCUAGAGAACAACAAUGGCGAAAUCCAGCGCCGACGAUGAGGAGCUACGCCGGGCGUGCCAGAUGGCUAUGGACAAUCCCAAGCAGAAAAUCGUGUUGUCUAUGAGGGUGGCUAAGAGCCGCGGCAUGUGGGGCAAAUCCGGAAAAUUGGGGCGGGGAGGAAUGGCGAAGCCUCGUGUUCUCGCCAUUUCAAUUAAGGAAAAAGGCAAUAGGGUUAAAGCUUUUCUCAGAGUCUUCAAAUAUUCCUCUGGUGGUGUUCUUGAACCUGCAAAAAUAUACAAGUUGAAGCAUCUUUCAAAAAUGGAAAUUGCAACUAAUGAUCCUAGUGGAUGUACAUUUAUGCUGGGUUUUGAUAACCUUAGAAAUCAUACUGUUGCCCCACCUCAGUGGACAAUGCGCAACGUCGAUGACAGGAAUCGUGUUUUAUUUUUCAUCUUAAACAUCUGCAAGGAUAUGUUGGAUCAAAUUCCUAAAGUUGUUGGAAUUGAUGUGGUGGAGAUGGCUCUUUGGGCUAAGGACAACACACAAGCAAUUAGUAAACAGCAGGCAGAUGUUCCAUUUGGGCCUGAUACAAUUCCAGGGAUGGAGGCUGAAGUGCAAGUGGCAGUUGAAAAGGAUCUUGUGUCACAAGAAGAAGAAGAAGACAUGGAGGCACUUCUAGGCACUUAUGUCAUGGGCAUUGGUGAAGCGGAAGCCUUUUCUGAGCGUUUAAGGCGUGAGCUUCAAGCAUUAGAAGCUGCAAAUGUCCAUUCAAUAUUGGAGAAUGAGCCUUUGAUACAGGAGGUAUUACAGGGAAUUGAGAUGGCUGCUAAUUGUGUUGAAGACAUGGAUGAAUGGUUAAGCAUUUUUAAUGUUAAACUGCGGCACAUGAGAGAAGAUAUAGAGUCGAUUGAAACGGGGAACAAUAAGUUGGAGACAGAGUCUGCAAACAACAAAGCAUUAAUUGAGGAACUUGACAAGCUUCUUGAGAAACUACGAAUACCAUCUGAGUAUAUAGCGUGUUUGAGUGGGGGAUCAUUUGAUGAGGGUAAUAUGCAUGAGAAUAUUGACGCCUGUGAGUGGCUAGCCAGUGCUUUACGAGAACUUAAAGUGCCCAAGUUGGAUCGGAUCUAUGCGAAUAUGAGAUCCGUUACAGAGAAGCAAUCUGAGCUCGAUAGGCUGAAGUCCACUUUUGUUAGAAAAGCAACUGAGUUUCUUGGGAAUUAUUUUGCUAGUUUGGUGGAUUUUAUGUUAAAUGAUAAGAGCUAUUUCUCUCAGCGUGGACAAUUGAAGAGGCCUGAUCACGCAGACCUUCGUUACAAGUGCAGGAUAUAUGCUCGUUUAUUGCAACACUUGAAGAAUCUUGAUAAGAAUUGCUUGACCCCUUUAAGGAAGGCUUACUGCAGUUCUAUGAAUUUGCUUUUACGUCGGGAGGCUCGUGAGUUUGCAAAUGAACUCCGUACUAGUACAAAAACACCUAGAAAUCCAAUCGUAUGGUUUGAUGGUUCUGCUGGAUCUAGUCAGAAAGAAACCAAUAUAGAUACUUCUGCUCUUUCUGAGGCAUAUGGACAAAUGCUAACAGUCUUUAUUCCGCUCCUUGUGGAUGAGAGUUCAUUUUUUGCACACUUCAUGUGCUUUGACGUUCCAUCUCUUGAUCCUUCUGGAGGCCUUCCUAGUGGAAACAAAUCUGAUGAUGAUGACGAUUUAGGCAUCAUGAAAAUUGAUCAAGGUAAAGGAACUGGGGAUCUGGCGGCAUUGAAUGAUUCUCUUCAGGAUUUACUUGAUGGAAUACAAGAAGAUUUCUAUUCUGUGGUUGAUUGGGCCUGCAAGAUUGACCCUCUGCGUUGUAUAUCAAUGCAUGGAAUUACUGAUCGAUAUAUCUCUGGUCAAAAAGCUGAUGCAGCAGGGUUUGUGCGUAUUUUGCUUGAUGACCUGGUUAACAGAGUUUCUUCGCAAUUCGGUCGUUUUGUUGAUGAAGCUUGCCACCAAAUUGUAAGAAAUGAGCGGAACGUUCGGCAGGUGGGGGUCUUGGCUUAUAUCCCGAGAUUUGCUAUUCUUGCAACCCGUAUGGAGCAGUACAUACAAGGGCAGUCGAGGGAAUUGGUUGAUCAGGCUUACACAAAAUUAGUGACUAUAAUGUUCAUGACAUUGGACAAAAUCGCUCAAGGAGACAUGAAAUAUGUCGAUAUUAUGCUAUUUGAAAAUUAUGCAGCAUUUCAGAACAGUCUAUAUGAACUGGCCAAUGUUGUACCUACUCUAGCGAAAUUUUAUCAUCAAGCAAGUGAAGCUUAUGAUCAAGCAUGCACACGAUAUAUAAAUACAGUUAUUUACUUUCAAUUUGAACGGCUAUUCCAGUUUGCUCGCAAGAUAGAGGAUUUGAUGACCACCAUGAAUGCUGAAGAGAUCCCUUUCCAGAUUGGAAUGUCAAAAUCAGAUCUCCGGAAGGUUGUAAAAUCAAGUUUAUCUGGGGUUGACAAAUCUAUUACCUUGAUGUACAAGAAAAUCCAGAGAAAUUUGACCUCCGAGGAACUGCUGCCUUCUCUAUGGGACAAGUGCAAGAAGGAUUUUCUUGAAAAAUAUGACGUGUUUACUCAACUGGUAGCGAAAGUUUAUCCAGCGGAGACCAUCCCGGCUGUAACGGAAAUGAGAGAUAUAUUAGCUAAAAUGUAGAGAGAGAGAGAGAGGACAGUGAAGCAAGCCAUUCAUCAUCCAUUCAUGUUUAGUUUUUGGUCUGUUUUUUUUGAGGUGGUUGGUGCGACUCUAUUACCAUUCUCAAUCCAAUUUAAUUUGUUCUUUUAUCUUUAGGUCAGUGAAGAAGCCAUUUUGAUGGCAUGAAUGAAUUUGCUUAUAUUUUGGAUCAUUGUUAAACUUACUGUUUAAGUUGAAAGCAAAUUUGGGUCUGCUA
This is a messenger RNA of Andrographis paniculata, 3179 nucleotides long. RefSeq names its product exocyst complex component SEC3A-like. Lineage: Eukaryota; Viridiplantae; Streptophyta; Magnoliopsida; Lamiales; Acanthaceae. The transcript has 25 exons. Gene Ontology annotation, biological process: exocytosis; Golgi to plasma membrane transport. The record is from RefSeq and is a predicted model, not a curated record. Bases 311 to 2944 code for a protein of 877 amino acids. Gene Ontology annotation, cellular component: exocyst; plasma membrane. Gene Ontology annotation, molecular function: phosphatidylinositol-4,5-bisphosphate binding.